This is a messenger RNA of Monoraphidium neglectum, 1572 nucleotides long. RefSeq lists its product as hypothetical. The transcript is spliced from 2 exons. The record is from RefSeq and is a predicted model, not a curated record. Lineage: Eukaryota; Viridiplantae; Chlorophyta; Chlorophyceae; Sphaeropleales; Selenastraceae. Bases 1 to 1572 code for a protein of 523 amino acids.
AUGGGCGCCGACACUUCGCUCGACAGAGCCGUGCUCGCGCUCGUGCUGCUGCGGCUGCCGGGGUUGCUGGCCAUCGUGAUGCCACAGGGCUGCGGGGUGAUCGAUUCAUUUGCUGAAGUGGUCAUGCUGCCACAGGCGGUCCCUGGGCUGCGGCACCUCGACGCGCCCGACCUCGAAGCAGGUCCCGCCACAGCGCAGCAGCUCAGGAAGCUUCCUCUUGAGUCCUUGACGAUAAGGUGGCUGGUCAACGGCAUUGGCGACGACGAUGACGACCCCGGCGGCAGCCUCUCAGACGCGAUCGCGGCGCUGCCGUGCGCGACGCUGACGCGCCUGGACUUGGUGGGGCGCAUGGUGCCCGACAUGGAGGACGGCACGUCGCAGUGGGAGCCCGGGCGUCUGAUGGUCCCGCCUGGCGGCUUGAGGAUGGCGCAGCUGCGGCGGCUGGGAGGGGUGGAGCUGACGCCCAACCUGCUCCUGCCGAUUUCUAGGGGCAUGCCCCUCCUGCGGGACCUGAGCGUGCUGCCCGCCGGCGACUGGGCGGACCAGCCGCGCGACGCGUCCUUCCCGCGCGUGACGCGCGCCGUGUUCCGCUUCACGAAGCCUGGCUUUGAACAUGCUGACCUGGCAAGGCUGCUGCCGGCGGUGCGGCGGCUGAUCCUCUUCCCGGAGGACUUUGACCCGUACUUUGUGCAGCCCCAACGGCCCAGUCUGUCGGGGCUCACGGCGCUCGAGUGCCUCAGGGUCGGCGACAACAUCCUCCACGGCGAGGUGGGGCUGCCGUGGCGCCAAGACAGCUUCUGGCCGCUCACGCUCCCGGACGCGGCGGCGCUCGCUUGCGCGCCGCGGCUGCGGCUGCUGGCGUGCGAUGUGCGGAUGCUAGGGGCGGCGCGGCUGCUGACGCGGCUGCCGUCGUCGCUGGAAGCCCUAGACCUCAACCUGUGCUUAGAGGCAGAGGCGUGGCAGGCAGGGGAUGUGGGGCAGCAGCAAGAGCAGCAGCAGGAGCCGCCGCAGCAGCAGCAGCAGCAGGAGCAGCAGCAGCAGCAGCAGCAGCAGCAGCAGCAGCAGCAGCAGCAGCAGCAGCACCAGCAGCAAAAGGAGCAGCAGCAGGAGCAGCAGCAGCAGCAGGAGCAGCAAAAGGAGCAGCAGCAGGAGCCGCCGCCAGCGGAUGGCCCCACCACCAAGUACGAUGCCUGGCAGGCCCUUCAAGGGCUGACGCACCUGAUCAGCCUCAUGCGCCUUUCGAUGGAUGCCCCAGACAUGCGCUUCAGCGCCGACACGGUGACGCGGCUCGCACUGGCGCUGCCCCAGCUGCGCGAGCUGGCCAUCAAGGCGGCGGCCAUGGACCUAGGGCACGUGGCUGCGCUGGCGGCGCACCCCGGGCUGCGGCGCCUGGUCGUGCCGGACGAUGCGUGGUGGGAGGAGCAGUGGUGCGGCGGGGAGCGUGUGCCACGGGCGGGGAUGACGAAGCUCGCAUCUGAGCACGCGGCGCAGGGGCUAAUUAUUGAGCCGUGGGGCGGCACCCGCUUGCAAAGCGCGAUCGCAGAGGCGUGGGGCGGGUUGGACAACGAAUGA